Molecule: messenger RNA, 2918 nt
Organism: Scleropages formosus (Asian bonytongue)
Lineage: Eukaryota; Metazoa; Chordata; Actinopteri; Osteoglossiformes; Osteoglossidae
Gene: ggnbp2
Product: gametogenetin binding protein 2
Exons: 14
Coding region: 386-2485 (699 amino acids)
Cellular component (GO): nucleus; cytoplasm
Source: RefSeq, a predicted model, not a curated record
GAAAGGUCAUGCGGAAAUCCCUCCACCUUGGCUGCUGGCAGAUCCUGAUUGUCAUUUGUUUCAUGUAAAAGGCGACAGUCUAAAUUUGCAGUGCUUCGCUUGCUUUGAAUUAUAACACCACGAUUUUUCAUUAACCGACCUUCGUUUUUUCCGUCGGGUUAAAAACAAUAAACCUUGUUUGAUCGGAUAAUCGGUGAGCUGCGUGCUUCGGCGAGUUCGUCGCGGCGGAACACGGAGAGUUGUCACCGUCCAUACUUGAAGGUUCGGUUUCUUCUUCUCGUUUCUGAAACUCCGCGAGAAAAAAAAACAAAACGUCGGGCCGAACUCGGACCAUUGCUGUUAUUUUUGCUUUCAGUCUAAGCAGGUACUCGGUUGAGGGAGCACCAUGGCCCGCCUGGUCGCUGUGUGCCGGGACGGGGACGAGGAUUUCCCCUUCCUCUCCAGGCAGAUCCCGCUGUACAUCGACGACGCGCUUACGAUGGUGAUGGAAUUUUCUGAUAACAUGCUGAACCUUGAAAGUCAUCAGAUAAACAGUUUGCAGAUGAAGCAAUUCAUUCAGGACCAUGGCAUGCUGAAACAGCACGACCUCAACAUUGCCAUGAUGGUGACUUCACGGGAGGUGUUCAGCGCACUGUCACAGAUGGUGCCAUGCGUGGGCUGCCGACGAAGUGUUGAGCGUCUCUUCUCCCAGCUUGUGGAGUCAGGAAACCCAGCUCUGGAGCCACUGGUUGUUGGCUCAUCUGGAGAGCUGUCAGUCACAAGGACCUGCAUGGCAGAUGCCAAGAAGCUCUACACACUCUUCUAUGUCCAUGGCUCGAAGUUGAAUGACAUGAUUGAUGCCAUUCCGAAAAGUAAAAAGAAUAAACGCUGCCAGUUGCACUCCUUAGAUACGCACAAACCUAAGCCGCUGGGGGGUAGCUGGAUGGAUGUAUGGGAACUCAUGUCUCAGGAAUGCAGAGAUGAAGUUGUUUUAAUUGACAGCGCCUGUCUUUUAGAAACUCUAGAAACAUACUUGCGCAAGCAUCGGUUUUGCACUGACUGCAAGAACAAGGUACUGAGGGCGUACAACAUUCUGGUGGGCGAGUUGGACUGCAGCAAGGAGAAGGGAUACUGCGCGGCGCUGUACGAGGGCCUGCGGUGCUGCCCCCAUGAGCGCCACAUCCACGUGUGCUGCGAGACAGACUUCAUAGCCCAUCUCCUUGGCCGUGCUGAGCCCGAGUUUGCUGGAGGGUAUGAGCGCAGAGAAAGGCAUGCCAAAACUAUAGAUAUUGCUCAAGAAGAGGUCCUCACCUGUUUGGGAAUCCACCUAUAUGAGCGUCUGCACAGAAUCUGGCAGAAACUAAGGGCAGAAGAACAGACCUGGCAUAUGCUCUUCUACCUGGGAGUUGAUGCGUUACGCAAAAGCUUUGAGAUGGCAGUAGAGAAAGUGCAGGGGAUCAGUCGCCUGGAGCAACUGUGUGAAGAGCUCUCUGAGGAGGAGCGAGUGCGGGAGAUGAAGCAAGAGAAGAAGAGACAGAAGCGUAAGAACAGACGCAAAAACAAGUGUGGCUUCGACAUGCCCAGGCAGGAGGCCGAGGGCAAGGAAAGGAGCCUGGAUGAGAGUUCGUUAGAGGCAGUGGAGGGCGGCUGUACGGCCUGCGGUGGUGCAGAAGAGUCAAGUGGUUGUGUGCAAGUCAUUGUUGCCAACGAUGCCACAUCCUGCAGCUGCCCUGACAGUGCCAUACUGAGCUCCCCUAAGGCCAAGAAAGACCUGUCUCCGCUUAGCAAUGGCAGUGACUGUGGAUACUCCUCCAGCAUGGAAGGCAGCGAGUCAGGCUCCCGGGAAGGUUCAGAUGUGGCGUGCACUGAGGGCAUCUGUAACCAUGACGAAGCAGAAGGAGACUACUCCUGUGGGCACCGCUGCAGAGAGGACAAGGAAGAGGACACAGCAGAUAGCUGUGUGGAGUGUUGGGCCAACUCUGAAGAGAAUACAAAAGGCAAAAACAAAAAAAAGAAGAAGAAGAACAAAGGCCUCGGUAAUGAGCAGGAUCAUAAGACGGGUGUAGGCUGCAUAGGGGAUGUGAACUGCCGAGGGAGCGCGGAAGAUGGCCACUCUGCAUUGCUCACCUGCCGGACCAAAGAAAGGUGUGCCAAACUGUGCUGCCAGACCUUUGCAAGCAUUGCACUUCAGUUGCCCUGGGCAGAACAUCGGAAAACGCGGAACUACUUUUCUGGACCACCAGAAGUAAACUCCUACACACGCUGGGACAGCAGCACAAAGAGUCUCAUGGAACUUCUUGAUGAGUGUGAAAUAACUUCAGAUGAAGAGAACUGUCUAACACAGGAUGAAAUCCAGUCUUUUCUUGAAAACAACAAGUCCUUCUACAGCAACCGGGAUCAGUACCGACAGCACCUGAAAGAUAAGUUCACAAAGUACUGCCACUCAAAUGAGAGCAAGGAGCCUGUUUGUCCUGCGGAGUGGCUGACUAUGACCAGCCUGAACUAAGUGAUCUCAGUCCACAGCAGUCCUUCCUGUCUUUCUGAGGAAAAUGGCUUACGAAGACCACUGCACCGCCUUUAAAAUUUCUACAGUUCAUUACACUGUCUUGUUAAUUUUUUUUGUCAGAAGUAAAGGUGUUUUUUUUUGUAUUUUUUCCUUUGGCCAUUUUGUUCCUCAUGGAACACUUAUUUCUGGCAUCUUCCUUAGGACUGGUGGUGGACAGCACACAGUUAAUUUUUCAGGCUUGCAAGCUGUGACAUUAGGGUAGGUGUGGUAGUUCUGUCUUGUUUCUUGUUUCCACACUCAUUUUGUUUCUCUGUGACACUUAAAAUUUAGGUGGCAAUGUUGUACCAAUAAAUGUGUACAGAAAUGAUCUGAAUAUAAAGAUUUUACAAAAAGGCAUUCAUUUAUAAAGAGGUUUAGAUGUAAUGUUGAGUGC